AUGAACGAAGACGAGAGCGACGACGAUUGCUGUGAGAGAGCUCUUUCCGACACCGACGAUAUGACCGAUUCAGAGCCUGCUGAGUGCGAGGGGUUGGGGCAACCAGAUGUCGCAGACGUUCUAGCCGGAUAUGUACCAGAGCCAGUACCCGAAGAUCCUGAUGCAGUGCCGGAUGAAACAAAGUACCUACCUGAUGAAGGCCCAGCCGAUGGGCCACCAGACGGAAAAGAGGUGGGCACAGCAUCCGUCUCGGAGCCUGUGAGGAGCCUGCUUGAGGAAGGUCCAGCAGAGCUGGCACUUGGCAAAGAGGCUGUGGGAGAAGAAGGUAGAACAGCAGUGCCCGAGCUUGUCAGUACGUCUGAGCUACCCGGUGGCACAAUGUAUCCACUCGAAGACAGACCAGCAGGGCUUGAAGAGAUAGCCGAUUUGCUUGAUGACAUUGCAUACCCGCUUGAAGAUGGACCUGUGGGUAACGAGACUGUGAAGGUAGUCGGUAUGGUACCUACGUAA
Molecule: messenger RNA, 510 nt
Organism: Alternaria postmessia
Lineage: Eukaryota; Fungi; Ascomycota; Dothideomycetes; Pleosporales; Pleosporaceae
Exons: 2
Coding region: 1-510 (169 amino acids)
Source: RefSeq, a predicted model, not a curated record